AUUCCGGUCGGGAACACCCCUCCCCCCGCAAACCGCUGAGCGCAAGCCAAGGACACCAACAACAUAUCCAGGGCAACGAGGAAACAAUUACGAAUAAAGGUUAUCCAUUGUAACUACUCUCAGGGGAUGGUGGUUUCCGGCUUUGCAAACGGAUACCCAUUGAUACAAAGUAUCACAUUUACACUAUGGCCGUCUACCUUUCUCUGCCAUGAGUGUGAAAUAUGUAUCAGUUUCCUGCAUAAUGCAUGUCACUGGUGCAACGCCAAUUUGUUUUCCAUUCAAUGACUAUUCGCUCCGUGGAAUAUGCGUUUUGUUAACGUCGAGUUAGAGCUGAUGCUAAGGCUAAUUAGGCUACAUGUUGCUAUAGGCUAUGUUUAGGCUACCUUGCUGAGUGCACUCUCGUCUCUGUAGCGCCCCCCCUACAUUCUACAGCUCUAAAACUUUCCUGUCUCAAAUAUUUCCUCCCUCUUUUUUUUACUUCCUGUUUUCUACGGGAGUCACAUAGCCCAAGCUCCUUUCAUUUCAACUGUAUGUUCACCCUUUUUCUUUUUCUUUAUUCGCGCUACAUUGUUUCUCACAAGUCUGUCUAACCGGCUCCCAGAUUCUUCUCUCUUUGCGUAAGUCGAAGACUUGGAAAUGCACAACUCGUUCAACUUCGGUCCCGAUGGAUUUGACAUAUUAUUUUUGAUGUCCUUUUUCUAAAACACUUUUUCUCUACUGUUUUUUUGUUGGUAAUGUCACUCUGGAAGUAGUUGCCCAUCCAAAGCCACUUUUCUACAAAGUAACAUGUCGGCAGCUAGCUCAUUAGCUAUGUGGCAGCUACUCUGGAGCUGACAUAUCCAGCUAAUUUGCACAUUUUAUACGCUUCAACUACGGUUGUUGUUCCUUUUUGCGCGUUCAUUUAUUCCCCCCGGGAAGUUAUAAUGGCCCAAUUCCAGCGUCCGACACUGUGUUGCUGCCGCAAAGUGCUCACAGUGCCUAGCAAGUCGUGUGAGGGCGGCCAAGGUCUGGGUCAGUGUCGCCUCGUCGACAUCGCCUCUGCGUCCAACUUCCACUGCUUCAAGCUUCGCCACUUCCAUCUCGACCUCCGCCUCAACUUUGCCGUAAAGGAGAUCACUGGGUGGCAAGUCCUGGAACUUGUGGCUAUCCAACCAGGAGUGCAGACUUUGGUUCUGGACACUCACCCAUCCUUGCUAAUUCAGUCCAUAGACUGCAAGGUGCCUGGCACCACCGGUGCCCAGGACAUUUCCCCGUCGCUCGUCUACCGGGUAGACCCAUUCACAGACUAUGGAUCUUCGCUGAAUAUCAGCCUCCCAGCCUACGUGAUACGGCCGCAUCGGGCUUUCCAGAUCACCGUUCGCUACACAACAACAGACGGUCCUGCGAUCUGGUGGCUGGACGCAGAGCUGACGUGUGGUCAGACUCGCCCGCUAGUCUUCACUCAGGGCCACUCUGUCUGCAACCGAUCCUUCUUUCCCUGCUUUGACACACCCGCCGUCAAGAGCACCUACACCGCUACUGUCAGGGUGCCGGAAGGUGUGACGGUGUUGAUGAGUGCCUCCCGCAGUGCCUACUCCAAGCAGGACAGGGUGUUCCAGUUCUCCAUGGAGUACCCCGUCCCAGCCUACCUGGUGGCACUGGUGGCAGGAGACCUGCAGCACGUCGACAUUGGCCCCAGGAGCCGGGUGUGGGCAGAGCCGUGUGUACUGACCUGUGCUGUGAGCAAGCUAGGGGGUAGCGUGGAGCGUUGGCUGAAUGUGGCCGAGGACCUCUUCGGACCCUAUGUGUGGGGAAGGUACGACAUAGUGUUCCUGCCUCCGUCGUUCCCCAUCGUGGCCAUGGAGAACCCCUGCCUCACCUUCAUCAUCUCCUCCAUCCUGGAGAGCCGGGAGUUCCUGCUGAUCGACGUCAUCCACGAGAUUGCCCAUGGCUGGUUCGGCAACGCGGUCACCAACGCCACCUGGGAAGAGAUGUGGCUGAGCGAGGGACUGGCCACCUACGCACAGAGACGCAUCACUACCGAGGCCUACGGUGAGGCCUUCACCUGUCUGGAGACGGUGUUCCGUCUAGACGCCCUGCAUAGACAGAUGCGUCUCCUAGGAGACAACAACCCUGUCAGCAAGCUGCAGGUCAAAUUUGAGCCAGGUAUUAAUCCCAGUAGUCUGAUGAACUUGUUCACUUAUGAGAAAGGCUUUUGCUUCGUCUCGUACCUCUCUCAACUCUGUGGCAAUGUCAAGCGCUUCGACAGCUUCCUGAGGGCCUACAUAGAGCAGUUUAAGUUCAGCAGUGUUGUGGCCCAGGACCUGCUCGAUUUCUUCUUGUGCUUCUUCCCGGAGCUGAAGGAGAGCUGUGUGGCACAGAGAGAGGGGUUGGAGUUUGAGCGGUGGCUGAACGCUUGUGGCCCCCCUCUGUGCGAACCGGACCUCUCGGCCGGGGGGGUUCUGACCGGUCCCGUCCAGAGUCUGUGUGACCUGUGGGCCAGCGAACCCCCGGACCCUGAGGCCAUCGCAAACUUUAACCUCUCCUCUUGGAGCACCUUCCAGACCGUUCUCUUCCUGGACAGACUGUUGGACCGCUCGCCCCUCUCACACGAGGUUAUGGGUCAGUUGUCACGCUGCUACUCGGCCCAGCUGGAUGAGAUGAACGCUGAGGUGCGGAUCCGCUGGCUGCAGAUCGUGGUGCGGAACAGCUUCUACCCGGACCUGCCCCGCAUCCGCGGCUUCCUGCACAAACACACGUCGAGGAUGUACACAGUCCCGUUGUAUGAGGACCUUUGUUCCGGGGUGAUGAAGUGCUUUGCAGCUGAGGUGUUCUACCAGACACAAGCCCGCCUCCACCCCAACCUCCGACGGACACUCCAGCAGAUCCUGUUCCAGACCAGCGCCUUAUCCACUCCCACAGGCUCUGUCCCCUCCCUACUACACCCCACCCCUUCGUCACCCAGUCCCACCCCCAGGGACCAACUGGGGCCCGCCGACCCCCCCACGACUGGUACUAUCGCACUACGUGACGUCAACGUGUCCGCCUGAGUGGCCGGUAGAAGAGAAGAGAGACAUACAUACACUGUGAGAAAGGGGGGUGGCAUGUUGAAAAAGGUGAAGAACUGUAAGUCUUGAAAUGACUGCAGUUUCAGCCAGACAUCAUCUGUGCUUGACUGAGACUGAGGAGUGAGUGACGAAGGACCACCAGGUUCAUACACAUGCACACACAGUUACACACUAAUGCACACUGUGUAUGUACAGUGCAUUCGGAAAGUAUUCAGACACCUUGACUUUUUCCACCUUUUGUUACAUUACAGCCUUAUUCCAAAAUUAAUU
Messenger RNA from Oncorhynchus mykiss (rainbow trout), 3317 nucleotides. RefSeq names its product arginyl aminopeptidase like 1 (gene rnpepl1). Gene Ontology annotation, molecular function: metalloaminopeptidase activity; zinc ion binding. Gene Ontology annotation, biological process: proteolysis. Lineage: Eukaryota; Metazoa; Chordata; Actinopteri; Salmoniformes; Salmonidae. The record is from RefSeq and is a predicted model, not a curated record.